CACCCUCCACUGUUCUCUCUCUGGGACAGUGUUUGCCUGUGCCAUAGCUGUGCGCAGACCUUCAUUCUCAAUGAGAGCAAGGACAGACGCAGACCAAGAGUCAGAGUCAGAGAGGGGGAGAAUGGAGGGCAUGAACCUACAGAGGGGCCACAACUGAGACGCCGAGCCGGGUCUUACCUGCACAUCCUGGACCACCGACUGAACACACUGACACAGCUUGUUUGGUGAUAAAGAGAGGAAGAACCAUGGGACCCGGAACAUGGAGCCUAUUUGUUCUGCUUGGUUUGGCCCUCUGGAGCAACAGCCAGGCCCUCACCAGGCCUCACCCCAUUCUGUCGCGGGUACGAAGGGCUCCCGAGGCCAACGGAGAAAACAAGAAGUGCUCUUACACCUUCCUGGUCCCUGAACAGAAGAUCACUGGCCCCAUCUGUGCUGCGCGGGGUUACUCCACCGACAAGGACCGAGUGACGCGUUUGGACGUGGCUUCAGUGCGCGACCUUCUGUCAAAGCAGCGUCGGGAGAUGGAGACCUUGAAGCUGGUGGUUGACGUGGACGGCAACCUGGUAAACGAGAUGAAGCUGUUGAGGAAAGAGAGCAGGAACAUGAACUCCAGGGUGACCCAGCUCUACAUGCAGCUGCUGCAUGAGAUCAUCCGGAAGAGGGACAACUCACUGGAGCUGGCGCAGCUGGAGACACGCAUCCUCAAUGCCACCACUGAGUCACUACGUCUGGCCUCCAGGUACAGGGAACUGGAGACCAAAUAUGCAGCCCUGUCGGCCGUGGUGAACAACCAGUCGGUGCUGAUUGGGGCACUGGAAGAGCGCUGCAUGCAGGUGUACAGUCGCAGGCACGAGCAUCCGCCCCAGGGACCUCCCCUUGUGCAGGUGGUGCCUGAAAACAUUCCUGUCAAUGUGCCACGUUUCACCAAUGAGAUCCAGAGGGACAACACCCGGGGGUUUGUCCGGGAAAGGGGCUCUCGCUCUGGGCCAUCACCCACAGGUGGUACACUGGAAGUCCAGAAACCUCCUCAGAGAAACUUCAGUUCUGAAGGCCCGUUCAGAGACUGCCUCGGGGCGCAGGAGGCGGGCCACAGCACCAGCGGCAUGUACCUGAUCCGGCCAGACGAAGCAGAGAGGCCGGUGCAGGUCUGGUGUGAACAGGACAUAGACAACGGCGGCUGGACUGUUAUCCAGACCAGGAGAGACGGCUCCGUCAACUUCUUCAGGAACUGGGAUAACUACAAGAGCGGCUUUGGCAACAUAGACGGGGAGUACUGGCUUGGUCUGGAAGGCAUCUACAAUUUGGGGAGGCAAGGGGACUACAAGCUGCUGGUGGAGCUGGAGGACUGGAUGGGCAAAAAGGUCUACGCCCAGUACAGCAGCUUCCACCUGGAGCCAGAGAGCGAGCACUACCGUCUGCGGCUGGGCACCUACCAGGGCAACGCCGGGGACUCCCUCAGCAGCCACAAUGGCAAACAGUUCACGACUCUGGAUCGAGACAAGGACGCCUUCUCAGGUAACUGUGCCCACUUCCACAAAGGGGGCUGGUGGUACAACGCUUGCGGCCAAGCCAAUCUCAACGGUGUCUGGUACACCGGAGGCGUCUACCGCAGCAAGUUCCAAGACGGGAUCUUCUGGGCCGACUACGGUGGAGGCUUCUACUCCAUGAAAACUGUCCGCAUGAUGAUCAGGCCCAUAGACUGAGGAGACAUUGUAUAAGCCAGCAGGCCGGUACACGGGCAGCUGCGGAGGCCACACUUGAACCUCAUUCUAAGUCUUGACUAUAUGUCAUCAGCAACUGUUUGAUCUAAGAUAAAAAAAAGAAAAAGAAAAAAGAACUGGACCAUCAGUACCGACUUGAAACGCCUCCUGUCACAGACAAAGACUCAUUUUGAACAUUGUUCUCUUUAAACAGUAUAUAACAGAUGCACACGUAGAGGGAUUUAGGAGCCAUAACUAUUUAUAGCAAGCCAUACAAUGCCAGAUAAAUAUGAUAGUGAGGGGAUAUUGCCAACAUUUUGCAGUUCAAUAAUGCAAAGUCGUCUGCAUGAUUAAGAAACCACAGUGUUUUCCUUGUUACUAGGUCGCCCCCCACGGAGUGGAGGCACCACAUCCACGCCGAACUUCGCCGGUAUUGAUUUCAUUCAUAAGCUCAAGCGUCACAGGAUCUGAAUGCAUCUCUUCCUACCUCGCCGAGAUAAACGUCCAGGGGAAAGACUCCAGCAAGGGAUUUAAAUUGUGCUGUAUGUGCUGGGAGCUGGAAAAUAUAUUGUGUUAAUGUACCUAUGUAGAUUUAUACAGACGCCGUAUCCGAUUACAGAUCUAAAAAAUACUGAUGGUUUGAAUACAUGUUUAUUUUAUUUUUACUCUCUACACUUGAUAUAUCCUUUAUGCUGUAUGUUAAACUACUUCGUCCUAGUAUAGAUGACCAGAAACUAUAAUUUAUGUGUGCAAUGAACUUAUCAUAAUAGUGAAAAGGGACAGGUAUCCUGAGGAAAACGUGAAAGAAAAAGAGGACUAAUUUCCUUGACUGUAUGUGUGACAGUAUUCUCAAAGUGUGCUUGCAAAUUGCUCUUGAUGUUUAUCUCAUUAGGGCCAUUGAUUAGAUUUCAGUAUGAUUCUGGGAAAAACAAACAAUGUUGAGAGGAAGAAGAAGAAGAAAAAUGAAAAAAGACGAAAUUAUAUUUUGUUUUGAGUGGUUUUGGAGCAUGAAAAAUAUGCCGACCAAGCGUGCUGAGAGUUAUAGGCAUCGGGACAGACAACGAGAAACACAUUGCUGAAAGCCAGACAGGACGGGAGAAAGAAAAAGAAAGAAGAGAGGAAAGGAGGGGAGGGAGGAGAUGAACUGGGGUGGCAUCUGUCCAAAUUUCCGAGUUACCACCCCCCCCCCCGCCGCCCCCCCGUCUCUUCCUUUUUAAAUACAGAGAAAUUUACAUUCUUUCCACACAAAAGUGCUGUGAACUGAGUGUUUUCAUAGAAAGUAUCUUUCAUUGACGAAGCCAUGGAUUCCUGCAAUCCCCAUAUGGAAGGAAAUCGGUAUACUUGCGGGGGGAAGAGCUCUCCGGCAGAGGAGAGGGGAGUGGGUUAAGGUUUUCAACUGGUUGCAUCCACACACACACACACACACACACACACACACGAAAGACCAACCAGCCUUUGGUCUCUGAGCUGAAAAUAGACUCAUAAUCUGUUGUUUUUUCCUGUUGUCCACAAAAAGCCCCAACACCCAUCUCUUUUUACAUUCUUACGUAUAAACAACCCGAGCCGAAAAGGCACAGAGACUGGUCGAACCCAGCUGGACAUGUAAACAUGUUUGUGGACAAAAAAAACAACAAAAAAAACGGCCUCAAAUAAAAAAUGACAACGUUAAAAUUAAACGGCAAUAAAAGCUGAAGGCAAUGACUCACAAUACUUGGCAGAACAAUAUGACACGGCUAAGGGUCAAUACGUGCAUGAAAUUUGGGGGAACUUCAGGGGAUGACUGGUUCACAGGGAGCUCGUUUCACGUGCUGUAGUUUUAUGAUAUUAUAACAUUAAAGUUUUUUAUGUUA
This is a messenger RNA of Scophthalmus maximus (turbot), 3550 nucleotides long. RefSeq names its product angiopoietin-like 1b (gene angptl1b). Lineage: Eukaryota; Metazoa; Chordata; Actinopteri; Pleuronectiformes; Scophthalmidae. The transcript has 5 exons. Gene Ontology annotation, biological process: cell surface receptor protein tyrosine kinase signaling pathway. The record is from RefSeq and is a predicted model, not a curated record. The coding region runs from base 246 to 1703 and encodes 485 amino acids.